Ostrea edulis (European flat oyster) is the source of this 3126-nucleotide messenger RNA. RefSeq lists its product as uncharacterized. Lineage: Eukaryota; Metazoa; Mollusca; Bivalvia; Ostreida; Ostreidae. The record is from RefSeq and is a predicted model, not a curated record. Bases 1901 to 2290 code for a protein of 129 amino acids. The transcript has 3 exons.
AAAGGACGUGCCAUGGGGGAGUUGAACCAAAGGUAAGUUGGAUGCUUUUCUUCAUCAAGUUAUUCUAUAAGAAUAUUUAGUACAUAGUUUUUGUGCAGCUCCAUUUAAAAAGUUGUAGUAGAAUGAUUUGUUUCGUUACAAAAAUUGGAAAUAUCAAUUUGAAAAGGAAGACAAGUAUGAUUAUUUUUAUGAUAUGAUAUACAUAAAAGGUGAAGAUAACAAACAGUGAUCAAUCGCAUAAAUCCCAUAAGCAAUACAAAAUAGAUAGUUGGGCAAAUAUAUGUAAAUAUAUCCUAGUUCUACUUGUAAUCUUAAAAAAUCACACCAGUGAUUCAGUUCAACUCAAAUUAUAUUUGAGAAACGAAUAUCACCAUCCACAUGUAUGAAACGAAUAUCACCAUCCACAUGUAUGAAACGAAUAUCAUCCACAUGUCGUAUAUUGUUAUAACCAAAGAGCAACACGAUCGACAAUUCAUUCUCAUUCAUGAACUCUCUCCAUAUAUAUUCCUGGAUGAAAACUGUCAUGGUGGCCAUGCUAUUCAUCUUGCUGACAUAUCGUCGCGUUAGUUGGCGAAUUUACUCAUUGAUUAUGACCGUGGAUCGAUUCUCUUCUUUAUAUAUAAGAACAGAACCUUUAAAGACAUUCAAAACGUUUAUUGUGAGAAUUCAAUGUAGUACUAGUAUUAGGUGCAAACGAUUUGUGCAUAUUGUUAUUUUUGCAACUAUAUACCUAUGAUUAAUACGCUAUAGACGAUAUGUUAUACACUGCUUAAUGUAUAUGUAUGUAGUGUAUUGUAUAGAAUUGUUAUACUAUACAAUAUGCAUAUAUACAGGUACAUUGCCCAAAGAUUUUUUUCCAACAUGAUAUAGAAAACCUUCGUGAUCAAAAUUAUCAACGUAUCAACAAUGUUUUAACGAAGGAAUUAAAAUCUUGAGAAAUUAGAAUCUUAGAAUUAUUCCAGAAUAAACGUAAUUCACUCGACUCUGACUAAAUACGUCACAAUAAACGUAAUUCACUCGACUCUGACUAAAUACGUCACAAUAAACGUAAUUCACUCGACUCUGACUAAAUACGUCACAAUAAUUGACAUGACAAUAGAUUCAGUCAGCCGCUGCAGAUACACUCGCAGAGAUUAUCUGUCUACGUGCACCUGCUCUAAGUGAACAAACAAGAAAUAAAUGUACACGUGUAUUUAUGAAAUAACCCUUUGUCUCUUGUGACUUUUAUCACACUCGUCAAAUUCAUCCAAUCAUCAGGGUGAAUAUAUUUGCUUAACUUCACAUUGUACGAUACACAAUAACACAAGUCUGACAAAGAGAUGGAAAAGUAAAAAAUAUUUUGAUAGAAAAGGUUUCUUGCCAGCUUUCGGCAUACACCGUAAGAGAAUAAUAAAAUAUUAUUCAAGUUGUUAUGCAAAUUGCACUAAUGCAUUUGCUAUCGCUUUUAAAAAGAGAGCAAAAAUCUUCGAACAAAUACGAAUAUAAGAAAUCAAGUAUUGAUCGCAUGAACUGAAUGGGAAUCGACAUUGAAGGGGAUUGUAUGUCGGCUGAAUCGAUUAGAAAUGGGAAGUUCUGGUCUGCUGGCCACAAUCAGACGGUUAGCAUUUAAAAAGCAGAACUAAGAUCUGUGUUUAUAUAUGUAAUUCACGAAUUUAAAGUUCUUUCAUUUGGCAGAUAAUUGAAAAAAAUCAAGCGACAGUACUUCGUAAGAAUCAACGGACGACAAAAUCUCCCAAAUUUAAAUAUCUGAUUUUUCGCUGAGCCUUUGAUGUGUGGGACAGUUUGAAUUGACAAUUGGAUAGUCACCCAGUAGAACUAUUCAGAGUGGCAACCAUGCAAACCCUAUAUGUGUAUAAACUACCAGGUGUUUUUGUGACUGGAUAGAGACCAUGAUACAGUGAUGACACAGGUUACCCCUGUUGGUGGAGACUUGCCGCCUUCCUAUCAUGAUGUCGCUGGGCGUUCGGUCACUCCUGGUAACACACUUCGAACGUCUGGUAUCGGAGGGGUGUGGUACACUCCAACCGGAGCCGUGCCUUUGAAUCCGCCACCAUACACAGAUACACUUCCCGGAUACAACGACCGCUAUAUAAGUCCCCGAGACCUUUCGAAGUAUUACAGGUCUAGUGAUCACGCCCAUCAACGUAUUCGGAGACAUAGGGAUCUUGGAACAGUCCGAACGAGGACCGCCAGCAGUAAGACCAUCAUAAUUGUAUUCUGUGUUCUAACAAUUUCUCUCCUCAUCGGCCUUAUUAUCGGACUCAGCUUCAUGUUAGCGGAGCGAACGUAGCGGAUUUAUGUGGGGGGCAUUAUUGUAAAUGUCUCUGUAGCAAAUGCAAUGUCAAUUCUGAAAUGUUCAUCAAUGUGCACUGGUAAUGACGUCCGUGAUACAGUGUAUGGCUGGGAGAAUCUGGAGACAGAAUUAAAUAUCAACGAUUUAUUCCAAAAUAGUUCUCGUUUAUACCCGAGUGAACCAUUGUAAAUCGUUUUCCUGUUUGUAUUCAAAUUCCGGUACAAAGUUGGGCGAUAUAUUUUACGACUUUAAUAAUUUACAUCACUAGGAUAUGUGUAUAUCAUAUUUUACCACAACAGGAAUGAAACUGCUUUUGUGUACUAUACAUUUAUUAUGAAGUUACAUGAUACUGUGACUUUCGAUCAAUAAAACUGUGGGAUAAUUUAGUUGUCAUUGACAACGAAUCUUUAGAAUAUGUACAAUUAUUCUGCUAUUUGUGGUUGUUGCCAAUACAUCUUCUAAGCAAUCCCAUUUUCUGAAAUUAUAAGGUUUGCAUACACAUUACUUGUAUAUACUAUUAAUUCGUGAUGAAAGAUAAAGAUGGAAAAUAUGUUUGAAAUCAUUUCAAGAAAUAAAGAAAAUCGUUUUCCGCGAAAACUAAUUUUAUGACAAAAUGGUUCCUAUUCAUGUGAAACUUUUAACAAUGAGUUUCAAUAUUCUUUUAUAUGUGAUAUCGAGUCUGUGAUACAUUUGCAAUAUACCUACAUUGUUCUGGAAUAGAACUUAGAGAUUGUUAUCGAUCGUUUUUGUUAAUAUAUAUGUCGAAUAUUUUAAUUAUGUUGUUUUAAUUAUGUUAUAUCAAAUAAUAUUUGAAUAAACUGCCACAAUGUGAA